CAUGCAGCCGGACAGCUACUACCACAACUGGGACAACUCUGAGCAGGUGGAACUGACAGUGCAGGGAGCGAGCAAAGUACCUUGGAGAGGCGGUAAAGCUCUUUGCCUCUCCAGCUUCACCCAAGGGAAGGCCAAUGUGAUCCUGUAUGUCCUGCUGGCGAUUUGCAUUACAGUGGCCACAGCUCUCAUCAUGGUGAACUUUGGGAAAUUGUCCAAGGGUCUUGUCGAAGCCCAGGUGGAUAGAGAUACUAUAAGAAGAGAUGCCAAGAGAAAUCUGUCACAUCACCAGGACUAUCUAGAAUUGAAGAUGUCCAAAGAAUUCAAUGUGUUUAACAGUCGACUUCUUAAUGUGUCCAAGGAGCUGGCUGGGGUUAGGCUGGAGAUCGAGGAGAUCCCAGGUGAUCACAUAAAAGACCAAUCACAUCUCCAGGAUGCCAUAGAGAUAAGGAACCUAACACACAGCACAUCGAAGGAGCUGGCUGAGGUGAGAAGGGACCAUGACAGACUCCAGGAAGUCUUGAGCAGGGUGCAGGAGGAGUUACGGGACAUCACAGAGAUAAAGAACCAAACGCAUAGCAUGUUGAAGGAGCUGGCUGAGGUGAGAAGGGACCAUGACAGACUCCAGGAGGUCUUGAGCAGGGUGCAGGAUGAGUUACGGAACAUCACAGAAGUCAUCUGCACAAAAUGUCCACCUGGCUGGCAGCAUUUUGAGAAAAAAUGCUACUUCUUUUCAACAUCGACUAAUUCCUGGUUGGAUGCUAAGCAGUUCUGUACCAAUGAAGGCUCUCACCUGGUUAUUGUUAACACCAAACAGGAACAGAUCUUUUUGUCUAGCCAAAUCACUGAGCCUGACGUGUACUGGUUGGGCCUCAGCGACUCAGCAAACGAAGGGGAGUGGCGCUGGCUGGAUGGCAGCCCCCUGUCUCUCAGGUUCUGGGGGCCCGGAGAACCCAACAAUGUUGGACAUCAAGGGGAGGACUGUGCCAGCCUCCGCUUCAACGGGAAGUGGAACGAUGCCGUCUGCUCCUUGACUGAGCACUGGAUCUGCGAACGGCAGUGCUAGCUGAGUCCCCGCAUCCACAGCGGGGAGGGCAGGUGUCACACAGCCUGCCCCACGUGGGACUGCUCCGGAGCGUUCAUCUCUCUAAAUCAGUGAUUCUCAGACUACCGCUCGCGAGCUGAAAGAGGCUUUUUAAUGACUCACCUGCAGCUAUUAGCAGCACAUGCUAUUAAAACACUGUGAUUUAAUUAUUAACCAUCCUAAGUUAUUAACCAGUCUGGAUGCUUUUACUAUGUUAUUAACCCAUUAAGUUAUCAGCUUGCAGUAAGCUACUAACUUAUUUGCUGUGAGAAUAAUAGAUAUAGAUAAACUAAA
This is a messenger RNA of Gopherus evgoodei (Goodes thornscrub tortoise), 1375 nucleotides long. RefSeq names its product low affinity immunoglobulin epsilon Fc receptor-like. Gene Ontology annotation, molecular function: transmembrane signaling receptor activity. Lineage: Eukaryota; Metazoa; Chordata; Testudines; Testudinidae. The transcript has 10 exons. The record is from RefSeq and is a predicted model, not a curated record. Gene Ontology annotation, cellular component: plasma membrane. Bases 2 to 1063 code for a protein of 353 amino acids.